AACACACCUUAGGUCAGAUUGGUUGCAUUUCUCAACGCGUAUUUCACUACAUUAAAAUCACAAUUGCAGGAAAAUCUGCGGAAAAGUGAACAAAACGCACAAUCACACCACAAAGAAAUAACUUUACAGAAAACAAUAGUUUUUGAUAAAGGGAGAAUUUAAUUCGCACAUAUAAUAGCAUUUAACUAAACAUUAUUAGUUGUUUAUCACGUUCAAUAUAUAUAUAUAUAUAUAUCUCGAUUACGAGUGGAAGAAUUUUUAGUUCGCCGCCACUACUAAUAUGCAAGCCAUUAAGUGCGUCGUGGUAGGUGAUGGCGCGGUUGGUAAGACCUGCUUGCUUAUUAGCUACACAACGAAUGCCUUUCCUGGCGAGUACAUCCCCACUGUGUUCGAUAAUUACUCAGCAAAUGUUAUGGUUGAUGCGAAACCUAUUAACCUCGGUCUAUGGGAUACAGCCGGACAGGAAGAUUACGAUCGAUUACGCCCGUUAUCAUACCCGCAAACGGAUGUUUUCCUUAUCUGCUUUUCGCUGGUCAAUCCAGCGUCAUUUGAAAAUGUACGCGCUAAGUGGUAUCCGGAAGUGCGUCAUCAUUGCCCAAACACGCCCAUCAUACUAGUAGGAACAAAAUUGGACUUGCGUGACGAUAAAAAUACCAUUGAAAAACUACGUGACAAAAAAUUAGCACCAAUUACUUACCCUCAGGGAUUGUCUAUGGCUAAAGAAAUUGGUGCUGUUAAAUACUUGGAGUGCUCAGCACUUACACAAAAAGGUCUUAAGACAGUAUUCGAUGAGGCCAUUCGCUCCGUUCUUUGUCCAGUACUACAACCCAAAUCGAAACGUAAAUGUACGUUACUCUAAUUUGCCGCUAAUCGCAGCCGUGCGUCGUCCAAUAGACGUAACAAUCCGAGUGGAAGGCAAAACAAUUGAAGUUAAAAACGAGAAAACGCCCAUCGCUUGUAAACAAAAUCGAAAACAAAGAGAGAUAUCAAAACUAACCAAAAAUAAUAGAAAUUAACUUUGUAUACCAAGCCCUCGAUGUUGCUGCGGUUUGUGAAUGGUCAAUCUUGUUCAUAAUCAACUAUUAAAGAACUAUUUAAUAGGUGCAAAAUACCAUCAAGUGGUGGAUGUUAAAUUUCGUCGUCAUUAUCGUAUAUAAAAUUCUUCACUAAUCUAGAUUCUAGAGUAAGAAUGAAGUUAUUUGUAGAAUAAUUGAAGCAGAUGCCAUCUUUGCUCCAUAUACUUUCGCAAUGUUACAUUAUCAGCGCGAAUGACUAAUUGCAUUAAUUUGAUAUAUGUAUGUAUAUUUUGCCCUAUAUUAAAGCGGGUUGAAUAACCAAAGGUAAACGCAGACUAUAUUUUUCAAAACAGUGUAUACAUUAGCUAGGUGAGCGCAGUCAAUGUACCAAGACACCAGUUUUGAAUUAGGCACUCACUCAAAAUUUUUUGCAAAUAGAAUUAUUCUUCUCUGCUAUUUUCGUGGGCGAUUAGUAUUAUAUAAAACUUUUAUUGUUUAAUAAAUAAACUUUUUAAACUUCGUUUUUUGUAAAUGUUCCAUUGUGCAUUAAUUUGAAACUAAAAGUUUUGAUGUCUAUUUAAAAGUAAAAAUAAUGGCUAUAAACGAUGACACAUUAUUAAAUCAAAUAAUAAAACGAGCGUUAUUUAAUGAAAUAUGAAAUAAAGAAACUGAGAAUCAAAUAAUGAAAAAAUGAAAAAAAAAAAAUUAUAAAAAGAAAUGCAUAAGUGGAAGAUGAUUUACGAAAAAAUCGAUAAUUGAAUUACACGAGAAAAUGUAUUAGAGCAGUUCAUAUAGUAUAAUAUAAAGGCAUCUAACCAAAAAUUAACUACGAUUCAAUAAAUAUUAUAUAAAACUUAAUAAAACUCACGCAUACUCAAAGCCAAUUAAAUGUUUGCAAAUUGUCUCUAUAAUGUACUGUAGAUGUAUUAAAACCAAAAAUAUAUAUGUAGAUGCUGAUACGAGAUCUUAAAAUCACAGGUGAUUAAAUAUCCUUGAAAUUUUACGAUUUUUUAAGCGCUUAAAUAAUUUGUAAAACAUGUAAAUGUAAAAAAGUGCAUGUAUGGAAAUAUAUAAAAUUAAGUACGAAUCAUACGUAAAUAAAAAAGCAACCUUCAUGCAAAUAUAAUUUUUACUUCUACUAUAAAAGGAUUACUUGAUGUUAAUUUCAUUACAGAUUAAUGGAAUUAAUAAAAAAUAACAGUGUAUGUCUAUGAGAAAAAACAA
This is a messenger RNA of Anastrepha obliqua, 2240 nucleotides long. RefSeq names its product ras-related protein Rac1 (gene Rac1). The record is from RefSeq and is a predicted model, not a curated record. Gene Ontology annotation, biological process: regulation of cell shape; motor neuron axon guidance; cortical cytoskeleton organization. The coding region runs from base 281 to 859 and encodes 192 amino acids. Lineage: Eukaryota; Metazoa; Arthropoda; Insecta; Diptera; Tephritidae. Gene Ontology annotation, cellular component: cell cortex; cytoplasmic vesicle; cell projection. Gene Ontology annotation, molecular function: GTP binding; GTPase activity; protein kinase binding. The transcript has a single exon.